CCCAUUUACAAUCUCUUCAUCUUCCCCACUCGACUGCGCUAUCUGUUCCUCUCGUCUUCGUCACUUUUUGCUUCCCGCUUCGUCGCUCACCUCUGCUUCUCCUUCAUAAUCCAUCCGCGCCGCCGAUGAGCAACGGCAUAGGAGAACUCCUCGCCCUUGAUUUUAACUCUCUCACUUUCUAGCAGCGAAAUCUGUUUUCUCGGAAAUGGAAGUAGCGAGCUACACUAAUUAAAAGAGCUCAGUCCCCUCCCGCUUCCUCUUCCCUAACAGAACAUUCUCCCAUGGCUGCCGCAGCAGUCAACACUCUCAACCAUUUCACUCCACCAAAACCAAGAACCUGCCUAGCGAGGUACGCGGCCCGGAAGUCCAGCAUCGCAUUGUUGCCUUCCUCCCGAUUCGAGCGCCACCGCUGGAAAUUCCAUUUGCCUUCUAGAACCCGGAGAGCGUUCGUGCCGAAGGCGGACGACGGCGACGCCGACGGAGGCGGUGCCGACGAUUACGACUUGGACGACGAGGAGGUGGAGGAAGUGGACAACAAGAAGGAUUACGAUGUGGAGUACGAUCCUUUGGCUGGCGAUGGAGACGACAUUGCGAUGGUUGCCAGCAAGAAUUUCGUGUCUACUCAGGGGUGGCAUUCGGAGAAGAUCGUUGAUUACAGAAUUGACGAAGAUGAGUUCCACAAGAUAAGCUUAUUUGAUUGUGAUUUCUUUAUCAGGAAGCCACCGGACCCUGAUGCUGAUGUGUUUGAUUUCCGGGAGAUGUAUGUUACUCCGCCGGAUACUGAUGUUUAUGCUAUCCCCAGAGUUCUUGGUGCUAUGCCGCAGAAGUAUAUUCGAUGUGCAAAGAGUAACUAUGGAUGUUACAACGUGACAGAACCACCGAUUGAUGCACCCCGAGAUCCUUUGUAUAAAUCCGAGAGGGAGGUGUGGAAGGUACUCUUGACAAAGCACUACAGGAAUCGCAGGCAGGGAGAUCCCGAGUUUAUACUGGACUUUGAGGAAGUUUACAUCAUAGAUUCCAAAACAAAGUCCAUAACCAGAGCAAAAGUAGUGGUGACUGUUCCGGGCGGGAGAAACAGGGAUAGAAAGAACGACUUGCUUGUUAUACGAGAUAACGGGACUUCCUUCAAGAUAAUUGAUUCGGCUCAGAGAGACGACCCUACCACCAUAAUCGAGAGGGAGGAAUGGGGUAAGACUAGACGAGACAUGGAGAGACACCUCAGCAAGCUACGCGACUUCAGCGUGUCAAACUGGUUCUAAGGGAUACAGUUACAAGCUUGAUUAUGAUACGGGAUUAAUGGGAAUGAUUCCUUCAAGUAACUGAAGAAAUCGUGUCCGAAGAGAUGACUUCUGACAAGCCCGGCCGAACGAUUUCAAGACAUGAGAGACUUUGGGAGGGAAUGUCGGCUGGCAUUCGUUCAACAGUUGGCAAGCUAGAAGGGUAAUCUCCCUGCCAUGGAUCUGGAUUCUGGUGCAAAGUCAUGGAUUUUGAAGAAUCUCAUUUGCGGUUCAUUGUUCCCGAAAUGGGAUUUGGUAAAAGGUAGAAAGUUAUAUUAGUGAUAGCUGUGGGAUAGUGUAUUGCUAGUAAAUGAAGAGCUUGUUCAAAGAUGCGUAGUAAUGUUUGGACUUUCAUUUCACGACAUCCAUAGACGGGGCCGGUGGCGCACUGAACCUCCUAGUGUACGAGUAGGUCGAUUUUUUAUUAAAGACAAAUUUACCUUAGAAGUAGACUGUAUAUGGUCCGACUCUUGGGUUGACUAUUCAAUUGUAGAAUCAAUCCUUUUCUUGUUA
Linum tenue is the source of this 1790-nucleotide messenger RNA. Lineage: Eukaryota; Viridiplantae; Streptophyta; Magnoliopsida; Malpighiales; Linaceae. The record is from the annotation of a GenBank genome assembly.